Messenger RNA from Thermochaetoides thermophila DSM 1495, 993 nucleotides. Its product is annotated as putative fatty acid binding protein. The coding region runs from base 1 to 993 and encodes 330 amino acids. Gene Ontology annotation, molecular function: fatty-acyl-CoA binding. The transcript is spliced from 2 exons. Lineage: Eukaryota; Fungi; Ascomycota; Sordariomycetes; Sordariales; Chaetomiaceae. The record is from RefSeq and is a predicted model, not a curated record. Gene Ontology annotation, biological process: fatty acid metabolic process.
AUGUCGGACUCAAUAGAUCGUGUGUUUGUCCACGCCCUCAACACCGUUAAAAAAAUCCCCAAAACUGGCGCGACCCGUCCCCCGCCCGCCGACCGCAUGCGCCUGUACGGACUCUACAAGCAAGCCAUGGAAGGCGACGUAGACGGCGUGAUGGAACGCCCGACCGCCGCGUCCGCCCUGGCGCAGGGUACCAGUGAAGAAGACCUUAUUCGUGAGCAGGAUAAAUGGGACGCGUGGAACUCGCAGAAGGGACUGAGUCGAACCGAGGCGAAGAGACGAUACGUCGAGGCGCUGAUCGAGACGAUGCAUAAGUAUGCUAAUACCCCGAAUGCGCUGGAGUUAGUGGCCGAGCUGGAGUUUGUAUGGAAUCAGGUGAAGAGUAAUAACCCCAGCGCAGCAGGGGGGUCUUCUACCUCGGGAGGAGAUGGGUCUGGCGCGGGAGGUGGUGCUGCCGGAGGCCUGGAGCUGCAGGGAGGCGGGCCGGCGCAGCCAAGGCCGAGCCAGCCGGGACUGAUAACGACUCCUGUGCGGCGGUUUCAGGCGCCGUUGAGCGGGACAGAUGGGCCGAUGCGCGUGUUGAGUCCUAUGAGCGAAGAGGACGAGUCGGAGAGGAGGCUGGCGGAGUUGCUGGAAGAGGAGAAUAAUGCUGCAGAUGAGGGGGCCCUGGUUCCGGGUGAUGACUAUCAGCGGCGGAGUGAUAAGCGCAUGAAGCGCAUGGAACGCGCCAUUGUGCGGUUGUCGGCCGAGAUUGCUGCGCUGCGGGAGCAGAUCGCCUCGGGCCGGGAGUGGCGCACGCGUAAGGAAAGGGGCGUCGUGGCCUGGUUGGGGUGGGUGUUUUGGAAGGUGACGAAGCAUGUGACGAUCGAUUUGUUUAUUCUGGUGUUUGUGCUGAUAUGGAUGCGGAAGAGGAGGGAUAGGAGGUUGGAGGACCAUGUCAGGGGGAUUUUUAGGGUCGCGAGGGAAUAUGUCAGAAAGAUCCUGCCUUCGCGGUGA